Anguilla rostrata (American eel) is the source of this 5711-nucleotide messenger RNA. RefSeq names its product SWI/SNF related, matrix associated, actin dependent regulator of chromatin, subfamily c, member 1b (gene smarcc1b). Gene Ontology annotation, cellular component: npBAF complex; nBAF complex; SWI/SNF complex. Gene Ontology annotation, molecular function: histone binding; nucleosomal DNA binding. The record is from RefSeq and is a predicted model, not a curated record. The transcript is spliced from 28 exons. NCBI's taxonomy places the organism in Eukaryota, Metazoa, Chordata, Actinopteri, Anguilliformes, Anguillidae. Bases 27 to 3227 code for a protein of 1066 amino acids. Gene Ontology annotation, biological process: positive regulation of DNA-templated transcription.
GCGAGACCUAUGCUAGGAAGGGGCGGAUGCGCAAGGCUUCUCGCGGCCUCUGCGGAUGGAGAAGACCGGUAACGGCAAUGGCUUCGACGGCUACGGCAACUGGAGGAACGGUUUCGGGCGCACCACCGGCCAGCCAUGCGGCAAAUGUUACCUCGGUUAGCAAGAAAAAAGAUGGUGGCCCUUCCUCGAAAUUUUGGGAAAGUUCGGAAACGGUCUCGCAAUUGGAGUCUGUUCGCAUGUGGAUUGGAAAGCAUUAUAAAAAGUAUGUCCAGACAGACUCUCCUUCCAACAAGUCUCUGGCUGGGCUCGUGGUCCAACUGCUGCAGUUCCAGGAAGAUGCCUUCGGCAGGAGAGUGAGCAACCCUGCUCUCACCAAGCUGCCAACCAAAUGCUUCCUGGACUUCAAGGCAGGGGGCGCUCUGUGUCAUAUCCUGGGCUCAGUAUACAAGUUCAAGACUGAACAAGGCUGGCGCAGGUUUGAUCUGCAGAAUCCCUCCAGGAUGGACAGGAAUGUGGAGAUGUUUAUGAAUGUGGAGAAGACCCUCGUGCAGAACAACUGCCUGGUGCGGCCGCUCGUGUUCCUGGCCCCAGAAAUCGAGCAGAAACAGGCCAGCAAGCUCAAGGACAUCAUUAAGAGACACCAGGGGUCUGUCACAGAGGAGAAGGCUAAAGCCACACACCACAUCUACCCGUCUCCAACCUCAGUGGAGGAAGAGGAGUGGCUUCGCCCGGUCAUGCGCAGGGACAAGCAGGUGCUCGUGCACUGGGGGAUGUACCCGGACAGCUAUGAUACCUGGGUGUCUACCAGUGAUGUGGAGGCAGAUGUGGAAGACCCACCCAACGCAGAGAAACCCUGGAAGGUUCACGCCAAGUGGGUCCUCGACACGGACGCCUUCAACGAGUGGAUGAACGAGGAGGACUACGAGGUGGACGAGAGCAGGAAGGCUGUGAGCUUCCGCCAGCGUGUCUUCCCCAAGGAGGAGGAGUCUCCCCGUACACUCCACCGCAAGGAGCGCAAGGCGGCCGCUGCAGGGAAGAAGAGGAGGCGCUCGCCGUCCCCCUCCUCAGAGUCCCGCAAGAAAGGGGCCAAGAAAGGUAGCGCCGGGCCGUACUCUAAACGCCGCGGGCAGCGGGAGGAGGAGGAGCCAGAGGAGGACCUCACCAAGGACAUGGAGGACCCCACCCCUGUGCCCAACAUGGAGGAGGUCACCCUGCCCAAGAACGUGAACCCUAAGAAGGACAGUGAGAACACUCCAGUGAAGGGAGGCAUAAUGGCUGACCUGGAUGAACAGGAGGAUGAUUCCAUGCUCUCUGGAGGCAAGGACGAGGACGAGGGCAAGGGGGAGAUGGGUCGGCUGCUGGACUCGGGCGAGGACAACGUGACGGAGCAGACGCACCACAUCAUCAUCCCCAGCUACGCCUCCUGGUUCGACUACAACUGUAUUCACCAGAUUGAGAGGCGGGCGCUGCCAGAGUUCUUCAACGGGAAGAACAAGUCUAAGUCUCCGGAGAUAUACCUGGCCUACCGUAACUUCAUGAUUGACACGUACCGGCUGAACCCCCAGGAGUACCUGACCUCCACGUCCUGCCGCAGGAACCUGACCGGGGACGUGUGCGCCGUCAUGAGAGUGCACGCCUUCCUGGAGCAGUGGGGGCUGGUGAAUUACCAGGUGGACGCGGAGAGCCGGCCCCUCCCCAUGGGGCCCCCACCCACCCCCCACUUCAACGUGCUGGCGGACACGCCCUCCGGCCUGAUGCCCCUCCAGCACCGCCCCUCUCAGGUGUCCGCGUCCCAGCAGAUGCUCAGCUUCCCGGAGAAGGGCAGAGAGAAGCCGACGGAGCUGCAGAACUUCGGCCUCCGCACCGACAUCUACGCCAAGAAGAACCCCAAGAGUAAAGGAGCCAGUGCAGGCCGGGAGUGGACCGAGCAGGAGACCCUGCUGCUCUUGGAGGCCCUGGAGAUGUAUAAGGACGACUGGAACAAGGUGUCGGAGCACGUGGGCAGCCGCACGCAGGACGAGUGCAUCCUGCACUUCCUGCGGCUGCCCAUCGAGGACCCGUACCUGGAGGACUCGGACGCCUCCCUCGGUCCGCUGGCCUACCAGCCAAUCCCCUUCAGCCAGUCGGGAAACCCCGUCAUGAGCACCGUCGCCUUCCUGGCCUCCGUGGUCGACCCCCGAGUGGCAGCUGCUGCAGCCAAGGCAGCCUUGGAGGAGUUUUCGCGGGUGCGAGAGGAGGUCCCGCUGGACUUGCUGGAGAGCCAUGUGAAGAAGGCGCAGGAGGGGCCGCGCGCUCUGUUCAGCCUGGAGGCCAGCGGCAUCGCCGGCACUGCCCCGGAGGAGCUGGAGAACGCCGGAGCAGCAGAGCCGGAGAAGAUGGAGGUGAACCCCGAGUCCCAGCAGCCUGUCAAGGCUGAGGACAGCGAGGAGCCGGAGAGAUCCAGCCAAUCGGCAGAUAGACCAGCGGAGGGAGACCGGCUGAAGAACGAGAGCAGUGAGCCGGCGGAGAGAGAAGAGGCCGAGGGCGAAGGAGUUCAGGAGGGCAAGACGGAGAGGGAGAAGGAGGAGGCCAUGGACACAGCCCUGAUCCCCAGGGAGGGAGAGCGGGAGGAGGGCAGGCGGAGGCUGGAGUCAGAGCUGGGGGAGGGGAACGUCGCCACGGCGGCCGCCGCCGCCCUCGCAUCCGCUGCCACCAAGGCCAAGCACCUGGCGGCGGUGGAGGAGAGGAAGAUUAAAUCUCUGGUGGCUCUGCUGGUUGAGACGCAGAUGAAGAAGCUGGAGAUCAAGCUCAGGCACUUUGAGGAGCUGGAGACCAUCAUGGACCGAGAAAAGGAAGCGCUGGAGCAGCAGAGGCAGCAGUUGCUGUCGGAGCGGCAGGCCUUCCACCUGGAGCAGGUGAAGUACGCUGAGAUGAAGGCCCGCCAGCAGAUGGAGCAGCAGCAGCCUGCCGCCGCCCCCCCCGGCCAGAACCCUGGGGGCCAGCAGGGCUACCCCAGCAUGCACCACUCCGUGGGCCCCCACCACGCUCCACAGACAUGGUCCAUGGGGGGGCCCGGCCAAGACAUGUCAGGGCGCAUGAUGCCUGCUGCACCCCCUGGUGGCCCGCAUCAGCCUCCAAUGAUGGGGUCCCGGCACCCCGGAGCCACAAACGGCAUGUACCCGACUCCGCCCCCCGCACAGCCUGAUGGGACAGCGGCUGCUCCCAUCCAUUCAGGAGCUGAGAGCUAAAACUGGUCUCCUGAAACACUGCUCAACAAAACACCUGCACACAACCCUGUGUGAUACCUGCAAUUACACACACACUCACACAAACACGCAUUCACGCACGCACUCACUCACACACGCAAUCACUCCCACACACACACACACACGCACAUACUUACAUAUGUACGUACACACACACACGCACGCGCACUCACACAUACUUGCACACUCACACACAGUCACACACACACACAAGCACAUGUACAUUCCAUGACAGACUUACUUCACUGAAGGGUUUUUAUUUUUCUUGUAGAAUACAUAAGUACGUACGUACACACACACACACACACACUCAAACACAUACUUGCACACUCACACAGUCUCACACACACACACACACACACACACAUACAAGCACAUGUACAUUCCAUGAUAGACUUACUUCACUGAAGGGUUUUCAGUUUUCUUGUAGAAGAUAAAAGUAGCAUCUCUACUAGCAGGCAGCUUUGAGGAUGCUUCUGCCCGGUUGAGUUUCUGCUUAGCUUUGGACGCUGCUGCUUUUCUCCCAUUGUGUCUCCUGGAGGGGUCCGGCGAGGCCUGCUGUGACCGACAGGCAGACAGACAGAUAUAACCCAUAAUGCACCACAGGGCUCGGCCUUGCGCUCUCCCCUGGCUGUGCUGGUCCUUCUCGCUCCACACAGGUGCCGCUUUGUGAAACGCGCACUGGCCGCCUGUCUCUCUCUGCUCUGAUUUAGUUUGGGAGGAUUCCGCUUUUUCAGUUUGCCCUUUAAUGUCCUCUUAAUCUACUCUAGGAUUUGUGUCGUUGCAUUUUCUUUGUCCAAUUUGAAAUCGAAAUUUGCUUCUCGAGUUUCAGUGUCCAGUGCAGCUGAAACCUGUACACUGGAAAAUCCGCUUUUAAAAGGAUGCCAGCCAAAAUACCAUUUUAGAAGGUACACUAAUGAAAGAACCGCUCUCCACAAUGUUUCAAAAUUGUCUUGAAAAAUGGGAAAUCUUUGUGAUGCUAGAAUUCAAAAGUAAGCAUGCGGUGGAUAUUUACAAAAAAAAAAGAUUCUGUCCUAACUUAGCAACCGUCAAUUUACAGAACAAUUUUCAAUUUUUCAAAUAAAAUUUCAGAGAGGAAUAUUUUGAGUUUUUUUGCGCUACAGGCAAUCUUUAACAAAAAACAGCCAUAGUAUAUUUAAUGACCGGUUAAGUAAAGUGCCAAAUGGUUUCUGUUUAGUCAUUUUGAAAAGCUUUUGCACUUUUGUUUAUCAGUGAAAAUUUUCCCACUGGUUUGCUUUAUGAAAGCAGCACUUGUUUGUCUCAUAUAAAUCCAAUGUGUAGCUAUGGAAUAGGCUUCUGAGAAAUAGCCACACGCUGCUUCUUCAGUGGCAUGCAUUUGUGUGAGCUUACGGUUUUGUCUGUCAGGUUUUUUACUGUUCCGAGUGGGAAAAGUCCUUAUCUUUUGAUGAAUGCCUUCCUGUUCCCCUUGAAGUUGGUGUGCAUAUACACGGCUGUGUAAAAGGCUUAGGAGUAUUUUGUAUUUGUCUACUCAAAUAAGAUGGCAAUUCGUUUUCAUUUCAAAUAUAUUUCUUUUUGAACUUUCUGCUACAAUUAACAUGUUUGUUCAUUACUGAAAAUUUGGAUUUGGAGGCUUUUUGGAUUGCUUUGCUCAAUUUUUGAGUGCAGGUCUUUUAUGAUUGUGUAUACUAUAUAACAAAAUUAAAGCUUUGUGUUUAAGGUAAAUGCACCUGCAUGAAAAGUGUUUUAUUUAAAUAAUCUCUAUAGGAAUACAGUAAAGUGUGUAGGUAAUACAGUAUACAUAGUAACUACCCUGUCCUUUAAAACGGGACAGUUUUUGGGAAGGCCAAAAUCAUUUUGUAAUAAACCCUUUCAGAAUUAUGUCUUUCGACAUUCCAAAGAUCAUGUUGCUGUUGUUCAUCCAGAAAUUCACGUAAGUCACACUGUGUGCUUCUGACAGGCAGUCUGUGGAGUCUUUCUAGAAUAAUCUGACCCUCUGCACAGACUCUUAGUGUAUGGCCUGCCAGUGUGGAGUCUUUCUAGAAUAAUCUGGCCGUCUGCACAGGCUGUUUCAGAGUAUGGCCUGCCAGUGUGGAGUCUUUCUGGAAUAAUCUGGCCGUCUGCAGGCUGUCUUAGAGUAUGGCCUUAGGUGUCAGCAGGCUGCCACUGUCCACCUGGAUUCACCUGAGUGGACCUGCAUUCCUUGCAGUGUCUGUUGCUUGUUCCUGGGGUCAGCUUCACUUUCAACCCUAUCCUCUCCUCUCCUCUCCCCUCUCUGACUUCCAGAAUGGGUCAUUAUAUAAUGGCAGAAACCAGAAGAGCAUUUUCCUUUGUGUGCUGUUAUUUUUGUGCUCUUGUGUCUUUUACUGUCCUCUUGUUUUUUGUAAUAUUGAUCUCUGCCUAGACUCUCUCUGUUCUUGAAAGUUUGUAUCUUUUUGUAUUGUUGAAUUCAUACCAUCGCCGUUGAAUAAAAGAUUUUUUAUGGUA